AAACUACUAAAGAAAAUUUUUAAAAUUCAAAAUGUGGGUACAACCAUUUUAAUCUGUUGAAAACCACACGAUGGCGCUGCAGGCUAGAGAGAAUGGGGAAAAAUUGAAGUGAAGCUGCUACCCAAGUCACUAACAAAAGGAAGAUCUCUGGGAAUAGAAGCUGUAUCGGUCCAAGAUUGGAAAAGGGGCAAAGGACAAAGAUCCCUGCUACUACACUGCCCAGGUCUGAAGAUUGUGACUGCUUGUUUAUGCUGAGCACUGGGUUGUGAUACAUACUGAUGAAAAAAGCAACUAUGGAGGCCCGAGGAUUGCACUUUCUGAGACAAAGGCAAGUCCUAAUCCUUUUUUUAUUUUGUGGUGUGUCCUGUGCAGGUUCUGGGUUUGGACGUUAUGUGGUGACAGAGGAAACAGAAAGAGGAUCCUUUGUGGUCAAUCUGCCAAAAGAUCUGGGGCUGGGGUUGGAGGAGCUGGCUGCAAGGAGAACAAGGGUGGCUUUUGAUGAUAACAAACCAUACUUGCUCCUGGAUUUUCAUACUGGAGACUUGCUCACAAAUGAGAAAUUGGACCGGGAGAAACUGUGCGGCCCCACAGAACCUUGUAUGAUAUAUUUCCAAAUUUUAAUGGAUAACCCCUUUCAGAUUUACCAAGCUGAGCUAAGAAUUAUGGAUAUAAAUGAUCACUCACCAGCAUUUCAGGACAAAGACAUGGUCUUAAAAAUUAUAGAAAAUACAGCUCAAGGGGCAAUAUUUCGACUAACAAGAGCACACGACUCAGAUGGAGGGCUUAAUGGUAUCCAAAACUAUACCAUCAACCCCAACUCUUUUUUCCAUAUUAAAAUGAAUGAAAAUGAUGAUGGCAUGGUAUAUCCAGAGCUGGUCCUGGACAAAGCUCUGGACUGGGAGGAGCAGCAAGAGUUCAGUUUAAUACUCACAGCAAUAGAUGGAGGGUCUCCACCCAGGUCUGGGACCGCCACUAUACGAAUAGUGGUUUUAGACAUCAACGAUAAUGCCCCACAGUUUUCCCAGGAGCUUUAUGAGACUCGGGCUCCAGAAAACAGCCCAGCAGGAUUGCUUAUUGUUAAAGUCUCUGCAGAAGAUGAUGACACAGGAGUCAAUGCAGAAGUUUCCUACUCAUUUUUUGAUGUUUCUGAAGAUAUUCAAACAACCUUUGAAAUUAAUACUUUUUCUGGGGAAAUCAUUCUCAGAGGAUUACUUGAUUAUGAGUUAGUAAAGUUUUACAAGAUGAAUGUACAGGCAAUUGAUGGUGGGGGCCUGUCAGCAAGAUGUACAGUUUGGGUUCAAAUAUUAGAUACCAAUGACAACACCCCUGAAUUGAUCAUAUCAUCACUUUCCAACUACAUUGUCGAGAAUUCUCCUGAGACGCAAAUAGCAGUUUUUAGAAUUAGAGACAGAGACUCCGGAGAAAAUGGAAAGAUGGUUUGUUAUAUUCAAGAAAAUGUGCCGUUCUUUUUGAAACCCUCUGUGGACAAUUUCUACAUCCUAAUGACAGAAGGAGCAUUGGAUAGAGAGAGCAGAUCUGAGUACAACAUCACCAUCACGGUCACCGACUUGGGCACACCCAGGCUGAGAACCCAGCACAACCUAACCGUGCAGGUCUCCGACGUCAACGACAACGCCCCGACCUUCACCCAGGCCUCCUACACCCUGCUGGUCCCCGAGAACAACAGCCCCGCCCUGCACAUCGGCACCGUCAGCGCCACGGACAGAGACUCGGGCGCCAACGCCCAGCUCACCUACUCGCUGCUGCCGCCCCGAGACCCGCAGCCCGAUAAGUUGGGAACAAUAUGUUUAGAUAUUUUGAAAGAUAAAUGGUCCCCAGCACUGCAGAUCCACACAGUUCUGCUCUCAAUCCAGGCUUUGUUAAGUGCUCCUAAUCCAGAUGACCCAUUAGCAAAAGGAUUGGCUCAGGCGGGUUUGGAAUCAUUACACUAUUCUGUAGCAGAAGAAAGAGAAAUAGGCUCUUUUGUAGCUAAUUUAGCAAGGGACCUGGGGCUGGAGUUGGAGGAUCUGUCUGCACGGGAGGCCCAGGUAGUGUGUGAUGAUAAUGAAAAACAUUUGUACCUUGAUUUGCUGACGGGAGAUUUACUCUUGAAUGAGAAACUGGACAGAGAAGAGUUGUGCAGCACCACUGAGCCCUGUGUGCUGCAUUUUCAAGUGGUAUUGGAAAACCCUUUGCAGUUUUUUCAGGCUGAGCUGCACAUCAGAGAUAUAAAUGAUCACUCCCCUACAUUCCUAGACAAGGAAAUACUUAUUAAAAUAUCAGAAAGUACAACUACUGGGACAACAUUCUUAAUGGAAAGUGCUCAAGAUUUGGAUGCAGGAAACAAUAGUCUCCAAAACUAUACAAUUAGCCCCUCUUCUCAUUUUUGUAUUAAAAUUCGAGAAAGUGGUGAUGGAAAGAUAUACCCAGAGUUAGUUCUAAAUAGAAUGUUAGAUCAUGAGGCGGAACCUGAGCUUAGACUGACGCUGACUGCACUCGAUGGUGGAUCUCCACCCAGGUCUGGGACAACACUAGUUCUUAUCAAGGUCUUGGACAUUAAUGACAAUGCCCCCGAAUUUGCUCAGGGUCUCUAUGAGGUGCAGGUCCUGGAGGAUGUGCCUGUUGGCUCCUCGAUUAUUACCAUCUCUGCCAAGGAUUUAGAUAAAGGAAAUUACGGGAAAAUAACUUACACAUUUUUUCAUGCAUCCGAAGAUAUUCGUAAAACCUUUGAAAUCAACUUACUAUCUGGGGAAGUUAAUUUAACAUCACAACUGGAUUUUGAAACAAUACAGUCCUACUCAAUAAAUAUUCAGGCAACAGACGGUGGGGGUCUAUCAGAGAAAUGCUCUCUUCUAGUUAAAGUACUAGAUAUAAACGACAACCCCCCAGAAAUUGCCAUGUCCUCAGUUACAAACACAAUUCCAGAAAAUGCCCCAGAGACCAUUGUGGCCCUUUUUAGUGUUCGAGAUCAUGAUGCUGGGGACAAUGGGAGGAUGAUUUGCUCUACUCAAGAUGACCUCCCCUUUAUCCUGAAACCAACCUUCAAAAACUUUUUUACUCUGGUUACUGAGAAAGCUCUGGACCGAGAGAGCAGAUCUGAGUACAACAUCACCAUCACGGUCACCGACUUGGGCACACCCAGGCUGAGAACCCAGCACAACCUAACCGUGCAGGUCUCCGACGUCAACGACAACGCCCCGACCUUCACCCAAGCCUCCUACACCCUGCUGGUCCCCGAGAACAGCAGCCCCGCCCUGCACAUCGGCACCCGCCUGGUGGACGUCGGCGGCGCUGGGACGCUGUCCCACAGCUACCGGUAUGAGGUCUGUCUCACUGGAGACGCUCAUAAUAAUGAGUUCCAAUUCUUGAAGCCUAUUUUCCCCAAUAUUCUGGACCAAGAUUCUGGGAGAAAGUCAGAUGGUAACUCAGCUUUUCAGAAUAAUUUAGGUAUCUGAAUCUCCUUACUCGGUGUAUUAAUUUUGUCUGCUUUGCUCUUCACUUUCUUGUUUUAUCUUUGCAGUCAUCCCUCAUUUUUCCUUUUAUUCACUUUUA
Messenger RNA from Fukomys damarensis (Damara mole-rat), 3552 nucleotides. RefSeq names its product protocadherin-1. Gene Ontology annotation, cellular component: plasma membrane. The record is from RefSeq and is a predicted model, not a curated record. Gene Ontology annotation, biological process: homophilic cell-cell adhesion. The transcript is spliced from 4 exons. Gene Ontology annotation, molecular function: calcium ion binding. Bases 279 to 3455 code for a protein of 1058 amino acids. Lineage: Eukaryota; Metazoa; Chordata; Mammalia; Rodentia; Bathyergidae.